Microplitis demolitor is the source of this 1809-nucleotide messenger RNA. RefSeq lists its product as uncharacterized. The coding region runs from base 1 to 1809 and encodes 602 amino acids. The transcript has 8 exons. Lineage: Eukaryota; Metazoa; Arthropoda; Insecta; Hymenoptera; Braconidae. The record is from RefSeq and is a predicted model, not a curated record.
AUGGCUCAGUCUCUGAAUGUUGAAGAAGCAGCCAUUGAAUUAAUAAAUAAUUUUGAAAAGUUAAUAUCAGUUAAUAGUACUGACAGUGAAGUUUUGGAAAAUAAUCGAGUUGAUGCAUUGAAAAAUAUAAAUAGUAUAUUUGAAAGAGUUCAAUCAUAUCAUUCAUCAGACCGCGAAUAUAAUUAUAUGAUAGAAGAUAAAUUUCAAGAGGCGCUUGUUAAUUUAUCAUUAUUAAGCGAAUGGAAAAGAAAUGGCGACUUCUUUGAGUCCCUAAAUGAUAUUGAAAGUCGGUUUAAUUCUCAAGUUAAAGAAUUUCUGAUUAUGUACAAGGAGUUUUCAGCUAGAAUGAUUAAUUAUUUUAACGAUAACUCGGCUCAUUUUGAUCAUUCUUACAGCCAUCCUUUGAAUUUUAUCGUACGUUAUUCUACGGAUAUUAACGAGUCGAGUAAGCCAUGUGCUCACAAUAUAUAUGAAAUGCAAAUAAACUUUUGGAAACUAAUGAAAAAUCAUGACAUCAAUUGUGGUAAAAAAUCAAUAUACAAUCGAUUAUAUGACUUAUAUAACGAUAUUUUGAUCGGAGUUUAUAAAGGAUAUACUAUAUCUUUUAUAGACUAUGAACUACGCAAACUGAAACAAUUCCAUUCAAUGAAUAAGACUGAUAACAGAAUGUACAAAAAUUGCGAUCCAAGAGAAUGGUCAGAAGAGAGGAAUUAUAUUCGCAUUAAAAAUGAUGUGUCGUAUUAUGAACCAAGUACUAAAUGGUACUACGAUCGAGACGCUUUAUACCUACGGGAUGUAGAGCCAGAAUUUGAAUGUAAUGGGACGAGGAUAUACUAUACUCCUGAAGAUCUAGUAAUGGGAAUCGUGUACAGUCUUGAUUGUCCAUUUGUUUUUCUGGAUAAUGAUGAUUACAAUAAUGAUAGAAGUUGUCGAUUGUAUUCUUCUAGCGACUUUAUGGGAUACAAAAAUAAAAAUUGGUCAUCUGCGUGUGUCUCAGGAGAUCAUAAUGUAUUAGGAACAUUGUGCUCUUGCGACAAGCAAAGCGAUAGUGAUACUAGUAUUCGUACAAUAAGUUUAAAAGAAUAUUAUACCAAUAGUUCCGAUAAUCGAGUCGUUACGGGAAUUAGAUUUGCCGUUGAAAAAAAUAUAAUAACGAUUCAAAUUCAAGAUGGACAAUUGAUCAAUGGUAUAAUAGAUCCGAAUAGUGUUAGAUGGAGAACUGAUGAUGAUUAUCCAUCUGAUGAACAAGAUCCCAAAACUGUUCGGCUCGAUUAUAAAAUACGAGGGUUUAAUUUAGAUGACAUUGAAUUGCCCGAAGGACAAUUCGUCACAGGAGUGAAAUUUGUAUUAACGAAAAAAGAUCGUAUAUCAUUAGCAGUCAGAGGAUCGACAAUGUAUGACAAUAAAAUUGGUAUCUUUUCACCACCUGUUGAAGACCAAUGGCAUUAUCCAUCCGAAAUAAAUUCUACUCGAAGAUCGAACAUUGAUGUAAAUUAUCCAAAAAAUCCAACAGAUUUAAAAUUACUGACCACCGAAAUAAGUAAAUCAGGACAGCACUACAUCAAUCUAUCGAUAUCUACAUUUUCUAGCUCGAAUCAUAACACUGCAGUGGUACCACUAUUAGAUUCCCGGGCUGUUGAAACCCACCCACCAUCAGGAAUUGGCGGACUGGGAUUAUUUUACACCGGCCACUCGGGCUACGGUGGAUUUUUGGCAUUCAAAUAUUUCUCUUCACAAUACAAACAUUUUUCUCAUUUGCCAAUACGUUCAAUCAUUUCCAGUAUGAAAACUCCUGAAAUCUACUUAUAA